CGCACGUGACCGCGCGCAUGGCGGCGGUGGCGGGAGGGUGGCGAGCGGGGCGCGCCCGGCGGCGGCGGCGGGGCCGGGGCGAGGAGGAGAAGAAGAAUGAGGACGAGGAGGAGGAGGAAGGGGGUCCCGGAACCGAAGCGGUGCUGCGGCGGCUGCGAGAGGCGCGGGACGAUCUGCUGAGCUCCGGCUUCUGGGCGGCGAGCGCCGGAGCCGUGCGGGCCCCGCUGAGCGCGGAGCCGCCCGCCCGCUGCGUGUGCUACGGGCUGGGCCGGUUCGGGCGCUGCCCCAUCGCCCGGUACCAGCUCGCCUUCCUGCUGCUGCUGCUGGACGAGCUGCGGGUGCCGCCCGCCCGCUGCGCACUGUUCGACCCGGCCUUCUCGGCGCGGGAGGCGGCGGCGCUGCGAGCGCUGGGGCUGUGCCUGCUCCCGGAGAAUGAGGAGGGGAAACACGGCAUCGAGGGCGCGGCCACGUUGUUCUACAUGGUGCACUGCGGGAAGGCCCUGUACAACAACCUGCUGUGGAGCAACUGGAGCCCAGCGGCGCUUUCCAAGCUGGUCAUCAUCGGGAACAGCUUCCGAGGAAUCGAGGAGAGAUUGCUGACCAGAAUCUUGGAGAGAGAUUAUUCUUACAUAGCAAAGGUCUUGAGAGGAGUGGAGGAAGUGGCACUCCCCAGUCACCCCCGCUACCUGGACACCUUCAAUGACACCUCUGUGCACUGGUUUCCCUUGGAUAAACUGCAGGAGCUCUCCCCUGAGGUCUGGGACUUCAUGGAGGAGCCAAUGUACCAAGAUUGUGAGGACCUGGAGAUCAUCAGGAAGGGGGAGGAAGCUACUGCCAAGUCCUGACCAUCCCUGUGGCAGGGCUGGGAUCCACAUCUCUUCCCAUGGAAGCUUCUGUGCAGCUAAGAUGGAGCUCAAGUAGCAACUGUGGCAUCAGGCUCUGUCCAAAGUGGCAGCACCUGAAUGCUGAGGUGAUAGGACAUUUUUGUAUUUUAUUUAAGAAAAAAGUAAAGCAGAGCUUUGAUUUACACUCACUAAA
This is a messenger RNA of Haemorhous mexicanus (house finch), 1038 nucleotides long. It is a transcript of the gene SRRD, whose product is annotated as SRR1 domain containing. Lineage: Eukaryota; Metazoa; Chordata; Aves; Passeriformes; Fringillidae. Gene Ontology annotation, biological process: microtubule-based process. Gene Ontology annotation, cellular component: nucleus; cytoplasm. Bases 18 to 845 code for a protein of 275 amino acids. The transcript has 7 exons. The record is from RefSeq and is a predicted model, not a curated record.